Pterocles gutturalis (yellow-throated sandgrouse) is the source of this 867-nucleotide messenger RNA. RefSeq names its product plasminogen-like. The record is from RefSeq and is a predicted model, not a curated record. The transcript is spliced from 6 exons. Gene Ontology annotation, molecular function: signaling receptor binding; endopeptidase activity. NCBI's taxonomy places the organism in Eukaryota, Metazoa, Chordata, Aves, Pterocliformes, Pteroclidae. The annotation marks the transcript as partial.
UUAUACACCUGAAAAAUACCCCACUGCAGGAUUGGAUGAAAACUACUGCAGGAAUCCUGAUGGGGAUGAAAGCGGACCCUGGUGUUACACAACAGAUCCUGCUACCAGAUUCGAUUACUGCAACAUCCCAGAGUGUGAGGGCCAGGUCACGCACACUGGAGAAGGCCCUACAGGGGAGUGCAUGCACUGUAAUGGUGAAGACUACCAUGGAGAAGUUUCCAGGACAGAGUCUGGGCUCGAGUGCCAGCGCUGGGAUGCCCAAGAGCCUCAUAUGCAUGGAUUUACACCGAAACACUUUCCAGAGAAGGACCUGAAGAUGAAUUACUGCCGUAAUCCUGAUGGGGAACUUCGGCCCUGGUGUUUCACUACCAGCCCGACUAAACGCUGGGAAUAUUGCAACAUUCCUCGUUGCACUACACACCUGCCAGUCUCUGGCCUGGUUUCCCAGUGUCUUUCGGGGAAAGGAGAAGACUACCGAGGCAGGAUAGCCAUCACUGAAUCGGGAAAUGCCUGCCAACACUGGAACAUGCAGUUUCCUCACAGACAUGGCUGGAUUCCUGACAGAUAUCCCUGCAAGGGCUUAGAGGAAAACUACUGUAGAAACCCUGAUGGAGAGAAGAGGCCUUGGUGCUACACCAUGAACAGCAGCCUUCGGUGGGAAUAUUGCAUGAUUCCCCGCUGCGGUGGGACAGAACAAGGCAUUGCUGAUGUGCCUGUGCAGGUUCCCCUGACAGAGGAGUGCUAUCAAGGCAAAGGCCAGAAUUAUCGUGGCACAACUUCCACCACUGCAUCAGGAAAGAAAUGCCAGGCCUGGAACUCCAUGUUCCCACACAGGCACGAAAAAACCCCGGACAGAUUCCCAGAGGC